Messenger RNA from Ziziphus jujuba (common jujube), 1763 nucleotides. Its product is annotated as serine carboxypeptidase-like 7. The record is from RefSeq and is a predicted model, not a curated record. The transcript is spliced from 14 exons. The coding region runs from base 178 to 1599 and encodes 473 amino acids. Lineage: Eukaryota; Viridiplantae; Streptophyta; Magnoliopsida; Rosales; Rhamnaceae. Gene Ontology annotation, molecular function: acyltransferase activity, transferring groups other than amino-acyl groups; serine-type carboxypeptidase activity. Gene Ontology annotation, biological process: proteolysis; secondary metabolic process.
CAAAAGACUAAGCUUUAUCUAAUACUAUUUCGCUAUCUAUUUUCUAUAUACUUCCACUUGUUAUAAAUAUUCGAUAACUAUCAGGCUUUCAACCACCAAAAAAAAAAAAAAUUAAAUAAAAAAAAAAAAUGAGAAGGAAGAAUUUAUAAAGUUGCCUAGAUUUUUGUAUUUGUGAAAAUGGCAAAAUCAGAUGAGGUAGUAUCAAGAACGUUUAUUUCACUCCCGCUUCAUAUCUUCUUGCUUCUGACUCCUUUGCUUUCGGAGGCUUCUUCAAUACUGUCUCUUCCCGGGUUCCAGGGCUCACUUCCUUUUCAACUCGAAACUGGGUAUGUGGGUGUGGGUGAGACAGAGGAUGUGCAGCUCUUCUACUACUUUGUUAAGUCCGAGAGGAAUCCUCAAAAGGACCCUCUCUUGCUUUGGCUCACCGGUGGCCCUGGCUGCUCUGCCUGGAGCGGUCUUGUUUUCGAAAUUGGCCCUCUGAAUUUUAAUGUAGAACAGUACAAUGGAAGCCUACCUACGUUAAUUAUAAAUUCCCACUCGUGGACAAAGGUGUCCAACAUAAUAUUCUUAGAUUUACCGGUUGGCACUGGAUUUUCCUACGCCAGAACCUCCCAGGCUUCUAAAUCCAGCGACCUCAAACAAAUGCACCAUGCUCUCCAAUUCUUAAGGAAGUGGUUGAUUCAACAUCCAGAAUUUAUUUCAAAUCCAUUUUAUGUUGCUGGAGAUUCAUAUUCCGGCAUUACUGUUCCUGUACUUGGUCAAUUGAUCUCAGAAGGAAAUGAUGAAGGCAUCAAACCAUUGAUAAAUCUUCAGGGAUAUUUACUUGGAAACCCAGUGACACAUAAUUCAGAAACCAACUUCAAAAUUCCAUAUGCUCAUGGAAUGGGACUCAUUUCUGACGAACUCUACCAAUCGCUGCAGGAAAAUUGCGGAGGAGAGUAUCAAGAUGUAGAUCCCAGCAAUACAGUGUGUUUGAAUGAUGUUAAGGCUUAUGAUGACUGUGUUUCAGGAUUAAAUCCAGCCCAUAUUUUGGAACCUUUGUGCGCUUUUGCUUCUCCAAAGCCACAAAAGACGGUGGGUAUUGAAAGAAAAUCCAGAUCUCUCUCCGAGAAUAUUCAAGUGCUCCACUUUUCAGAAUCCGAAGUUCCCGCUCUGACCUGUCGUUCAUAUGGAUAUUUGCUAUGUGGUUAUUGGGCCAAUGAUCCUAACGUCCGCAAAGUCCUUGGCAUACAAGCGGGAAGUAUAGGGGAGUGGAAGCGAUGCAACUAUUUUUUGCCUUAUGAGAAAGACGUAGACAGCAGUGUUGGGUAUCAUGCAAUCCUGAGUGCUAAGGGCUAUCGUUCUUUAAUAUACAGUGGUGAUCAUGACAUGGGGGUGCCAUUCUUAGCAACUCAAGCAUGGAUAAGAUCAUUGAACUAUUCGAUUGUUGAUGACUGGAGGCCGUGGGUUGUCCAUGGCCAAGUUGGUGGUUACACGAGGACUUACUCAAAUCGGAUGACAUUUGCAACUAUAAAAGGAGCAGGGCACACAGCUCCAGAAUACAAACGUAAAGAAUCUCUUGCCAUGUUACAAAGGUGGCUUGAUUCUGAACCUCUGUAAAAUCCUCUGUGUCUCCACGAAUCUGACAGGAAUGGUCACUGAAAAACUUGUUUAGUUAUAAAUGGUUUUAGGCCUCACUACACAAGCAAGUUGAUGUAAUAAUACAUAUAUGUAUGUCUAUAUUAUUGAGAAACAAAUUUAAUUUUAGACUCGUUCAACACUAA